AUAAGCAGGUUUGUGUUGUAAAACAUAUAUUUAAUGUGUUUUACACUGUCAUCUGGUGGCAGUAUGAUGAACUACAUGGGUUGAAUCUUCAGUACUUUUUUAUAAAAUCUGAGUUCUGUUGCUCCAUUGAGAGUGUAUGCAAUUACCACUUUGAUGCUUAAAAAAGUUUAUGAACUAAUCUAUAUCGAUCCAUAUGUGGGUUGAGUCCAAAUUUUCUGAGGAGACUCGAUCGCUUUGUAUGAUGAACAGAUUAAAUUUUGGCUUUUAUUCACAUAUAACAUUAAUCAACACAUCAGUUGUGAUAAAAAAUGACAUUGUUAAUUAGUGACAGAAUUUUCAUUUUUGGGUGAAUUUACCAUUUUUCAAGUCAAUGGACUGAAAUUAUUUUGUAAAAUACACAUUGCAUUGACAAUGUUUUUAAGUUAAGUAUAUUUGCUUUAGAGUAAAUUUAAACUUUUAUAACUUUUGAAGUGAAUCAGCUGCAAUUAUCUCUGGGUCGCUUUAAAAAGAGACCAAUUUAGGUCUGAAUUCCAAAGCAUUCAUUAACUUUUUAAGAUCGAUGCUCAAAAAGGGGAGAGGUAGUUAACAGGUUAAAGUAAAAUAAAAUAAAACAACAUUAUAAUUCUUUAGUAGGCUACUCUGCAAGCGACAGAACUGAGCUCACUCACGCACGUCACGCUCUCUGCGUCACUGUUGAGCGCAAGGGAUUAUGGUUAGACAGCCGGAAGUAAGAUGGCGGAGGUGACAGACGAGGUGUUUACUCUCUGAUGGUUGGAAAGAGAAGAGUUUAACUUCAUCCUGAGGAGGGAUCAGACAGCAGCAUGGCAGAUGACAACGAGAAACCUGCUGUUGCUCCUCCAGUGUUUGUGUUUCAGAAGGAUAAAUCGCAAAAGAGGUCCGCUGACGGAUCCAGCACAGAGGAUGGAGAAGACUCUGAUAAAGAAGAUGGCAGAUACAGUCCUGCUGCCAAAAGAGGAAGAACAUCACCAUUUACACAAUUCCCACCAACUCAUUCCGUUUCUAAGAAUAAUGUUUUCAUGCCGUCCAGUUUCUGCCAGUCACCAACCGGAAACUCCGACUCAGAACCUGAAGAGAAGACUGUGGGGUUUCGCCUGAAACCCCCGACUCUGAUCCACGGUCAGGCACCGAGCACUGGUGUCCCUAGCCCCAAACCCAAAGAAGCCCAGCGCAGUAUUCUGCGACCUCCAGUGCUGCAGCCCCCUCUGGCCCGAACCCCACCUGAAAACAAAACGAGCAACAGCAGUUCAAACGGAGUGGAAAACCUCUCAGAUGGAGGAACAGAAUGUGAACGUAACUCAGAGAUGACUGCUGCUGGCUCACAGGAAAAUGACGUGGCAUUGGUACAGAACAACAGUACUUUGGGAGAAAAAACAGAUGACAAACCUGAAGGACACGAUUCCCCGGUUGAGGCCAGUUUUGUAUUUGGACAGAAUAUGAGGGACCGAGCAAAGGUGGGUAACUGCUGGGACUCUCAGAAUACCGAUCAUCUUCUGCCAGAAAAUUCAGAGGAAACUAAUUACUUUUUGCAGUGCACCACUUCUAGCACACAGAGACCUGACAACAGCAAUGCCAACAGUGUGAAGUUUGUCUUUGGGCAGAACAUGUUGGAUCGCGUCUUGGCGCUGCCGAAACCUGGCACAGAACUACCAGGGGGCAGCAGAGAGUUUCAGUCUGAGAUGGGCCUGUUCAGCCAGCUUUCAUCCUCACAAGAUCAAGCUGUGGAGAAGAGUGACAACAUGAAAGAGUCCCUGGAGGAGUCUGCGGCGCGACACGAAGCACACAAGUCUCAGAAGUGUUUAUUAGAGCGGGUGGAGGUCAGGACAGGAGAGGAGUCUGAGAGCAACGUUCUGCAGAUGCAGUGUAAGUUGUUUGUGUUUGAGAUGACGUCUCAGUCGUGGGUGGAGAGAGGGUGUGGAGUGCUCAGGCUUAAUGACAUGACAUCAGCGACAGCGGAUGACGGCACCUUACAAUCCAGACUGGUCAUGCGGACUCAAGGAAGUCUUCGAGUGAUUCUCAACACUAAGCUUUGGCCUCAGAUGCAGGUGGAUAAAGCCAGCGAGAAGAGUCUCAGAAUAACAGCCAUGGACACAGACGAGCAGGGCGUGAAAGUCUUCCUCAUAUCUUCCAGCUCUAAGGACGCUGCCCAGCUCUUUGCAGCCCUUCAUCAUCGUAUCCUGGCGCUGCGGAGCAUUGGGGGUCAGGAGUCUGACGGCCAGCCGGAUCUCCCAGCCGGAGAGGUCAUCCGCUUCAGCGACGACGACGAGUCCCGCACGCCCCCCAAAGCGGCUACGCCUGAUCCAGGUAACCCGGAGGCUGGUGUGUGUUCUUCCACAGGUGACACACAGUGCUGAGCCUGCUGCUGAUUUCUAUCCCACAAUGCCUCACUGCAGCCCUCUGAUCAGCUCAAAUACUAUGCAGGUGUUUUUCUCCAAACUCCUUCAGGUGUACUAUACUCAUGUGUUCAGCUGGUUUUAUUUAUUGCAUUUUUAACCGCAAAAAAAAAAA
Molecule: messenger RNA, 2526 nt
Organism: Pimephales promelas (fathead minnow)
Lineage: Eukaryota; Metazoa; Chordata; Actinopteri; Cypriniformes; Leuciscidae
Gene: ranbp3a
Product: RAN binding protein 3a
Biological process (GO): protein export from nucleus
Source: RefSeq, a predicted model, not a curated record